Messenger RNA from Diplodia corticola, 2481 nucleotides. RefSeq names its product ste ste20 paka protein kinase. NCBI's taxonomy places the organism in Eukaryota, Fungi, Ascomycota, Dothideomycetes, Botryosphaeriales, Botryosphaeriaceae. The record is from RefSeq and is a predicted model, not a curated record. Gene Ontology annotation, molecular function: ATP binding; protein serine/threonine kinase activity. Gene Ontology annotation, biological process: intracellular signal transduction; regulation of MAPK cascade; protein phosphorylation. The coding region runs from base 1 to 2481 and encodes 826 amino acids. The transcript has 4 exons. Gene Ontology annotation, cellular component: cytoplasm.
AUGGAGCACCUUCCGUCAAGCACGCAGCACCACCAUCGCGAGCACCGCCGCCUAACCAAGAAAGCCCCGCCACCAGUCGCCUACAACGCCCAUCGCUCGCUACGCCGCGCUCCCUCCGCCCCGACCUACCCGCACUUCCACUCACUCGGUCACGGCCACCAGCGCAGCCCCACGGGCGAGUUCCCGUCCUCGUCCAGCUCCUCGCUCGAGCGCCAGCAGAGCGCCGUCGACGACUCCGCAUACGCUCACCAGCAGCGCCAGGCCCGCCGCUCCGUCACCGAGAAGAGCUCCUCCGAGCUCAUUGGGUCGCCGUUCGACGCCCAGGGCCUGUACCAGAACAUAAACGCCAUCAGCACAAGCAAGAACAGGGCUUCCAACUCGCCCGCGCGCCCGCCGCCCCCGCAGCACUCGCAGACGGCGGAUGCCCACCUCUUCACCCCACGCCUCAGACAGUCGGCCAGUUUCGCAGCGCUGGGUCGCAAGAUGGAGACCCUCAACCCCGCAAAGUCCGACGACAACCACCACAAGCGCUUCUCGGGCGAGGUGAGGCCCUCCAAGCUCACCCGGCCCGACACCCUCAAGAAGACAAAGACUGGCUUCACCAACUUUGUGAGCGGCCUCGUGGGGUCGCCGCGCCGUCCGACCAUCAGUACCCCAACCAACCCGCUCCACGUCACCCAUGUGUCGAUCGAUAACGACACUGGCGAGUUCACGGGAUUGCCGCGAGAAUGGCAGAACAUCCUCAAAGCGAACGGCAUCACCGAGCAAGACCAGACGCAGCACCCUGAGGCUCUCGUCGAGGUCGUCAACUUUUUCCAGGAGAACCAGGGCGGCCGCGCCGAGGAACACAUCUGGGACAAGCUGGGCCAUGCCCAACCGAGCAGCAACAUCGUGUCGCAGCAAGUAGGCGGCAUGACGCCGUUGAUGAGCCCUCCCGUUAGCCCUCGCUUCCCCCGCAAUGCCGAAGACUCUUUCGAGAACCCUCGCGCGCCGCCACCGAUCCCUCGACCAGGUCACGCCUCGAUGCAAGCUCAGUCGCCCCAAGUCAACGGCGAGAUGCUUCCGCAUCGUCCGGCCCCCAGGCCGCCGCAGGCCCAGCAACAGCAGCCCAAGGUUAUGCCGCUUCGCCCCGCGCCGCCCGCGCCUGCUGCUGGCAUGGAGCGCGUGCCAGAAGAUCACUCGCCUAUCACGUAUGCUUCUCCAAUUGCCAAUGAGAAUGCUCACGCUAAGCCAAACGGUCAACGCAGUCGCUCGAAUACGACCACGGAUGCACCCCCCACGAACUACGGUCCGCCCCCGACGCAAGGCUCGACUCAGCAAUACCAAGCUCAGCAAGAGCAGGCAAUGCUCCAGGCUCAGCAAUCGAUUGCUCGUCAACAGGCGCAGAUUGAGCGGACCCGAAGCCAGCGCCACUACCAGCAGAACCCCCCUUACCAACCGCCGAAUCCCCAGCAGCAGUUUGCUCAAGCGACCGAUCCGAACAAUGUUCCCCACUCCACUCAAGCACCACGCAUGGGCCCCGCCCCGCCAGGUGGUCGCCCUGGUCAACGGCGGCAACGGGCAAGCGCUCAGCCCAGCGAUAUCAUCCAGAGGCUGAACGCAAUCUGCAACCCUCAAGAUCCCACCACGAUGUACAGAAAUCUUAACAAGAUCGGUCAAGGUGCCUCGGGUGGUGUUUUCACGGCGUAUCAGGUCGGCAGCAAUCGCUGUGUUGCCAUUAAGCAAAUGAACCUGGAUCAACAACCAAAGAAGGAUCUGAUUAUCAACGAGAUCCUGGUCAUGCGCGAAUCCAAACACCGCAACAUUGUCAACUUUAUGGAUUCCUUCCUGGUCAAGGGCGAUCUUUGGGUGGUGAUGGAGUACAUGGAAGGAGGUUCGUUGACGGAUGUGGUAACUUUCAACAUCAUGAGUGAAGGCCAAAUUGCUGCUGUUUCCCGCGAGGUUCUUUGCGGUCUCCAACACCUGCACUCGAAGGGCGUCAUCCACCGCGAUAUCAAGUCCGAUAACAUUCUACUUUCCAUGGAGGGGAACAUCAAGCUCACGGACUUCGGUUUCUGUGCGCAGAUCAACGAGUCCGAGCGGAAGAGGACAACCAUGGUCGGCACGCCGUACUGGAUGGCUCCGGAGGUCGUCACGAGGAAGGAAUACGGCCGCAAGGUCGACAUUUGGUCUCUAGGCAUCAUGGCCAUCGAGAUGAUUGAGGGAGAACCGCCGUACCUGAACGAGUCUCCCCUUCGCGCUCUUUGGCUCAUUGCGACCAACGGCACCCCUGCCAUUAAGGAGGAGCACAACCUCACGCCUGUGUUCAAGGAUUUCCUUGCGUUCGCCCUGAAGGUUGAACCUGAUAAGCGUGCGAGCGCGCACGAUCUGCUCACUCACCCGUUCAUUCAGACGGCUGAGCCCCUCGCCACACUUGCGCCUCUGGUUAAGGCCGCUAGACAGGCCCGCGCCGAAGAGCGCCGCAAGAAGGGCGGCGCUUAG